UUUUGCGUGUCCACUCGGCCGAUGAGUUCGAAAAUCUCGACAUUCACCAUGUGCUUCUCCAGAAGCUUCCCCGUCCUCCCGCGCGAGAAUGAGUCCCUCAUUUUGACGCAGAACGCAGCUCAAUCUUGUCCCCAUUGUCGUCAUCUAAUGAGAUCUUACCUCAACGCAGAUACAACCAGCAUCUCCUCUCCACCUACCUCUAAUCCCAUCCACCCUCUCUCAUAUACCUCUUCGAUCCGAAACUCUGUUACAACUUACCUCCUCAUGCAGCAUUAA
Molecule: messenger RNA, 276 nt
Organism: Periconia digitata
Lineage: Eukaryota; Fungi; Ascomycota; Dothideomycetes; Pleosporales; Periconiaceae
Source: the annotation of a GenBank genome assembly